Molecule: messenger RNA, 1760 nt
Organism: Cuscuta campestris
Lineage: Eukaryota; Viridiplantae; Streptophyta; Magnoliopsida; Solanales; Convolvulaceae
Source: the annotation of a GenBank genome assembly
UUUAAAUAUAAUAAAUUAAAAAAAUGUUUCUUAUUUUGCGGACAAAGUCGAUUAGCCUCCUUGGUUUAGCAGCACCAUCAAUGGCGGCGUCUCCGAGUAGCUUAUUACUCACAUGGAUUCUAAUCCAGACCCUCCCGACCUUCUAUCCAGCCAUCGCUGAAGCCCUAGGGGUGAAUUGGGGCAGGGCGGCGUCUCACCCUCUCCCGGCGGAGACGGCGGUGCAGAUUCUCAAGGCCAAUAGCAUCACCAAGGUGAAGCUCCCCGAAGCAGAUCCAGAAGCUCUCGAAUCUCUAUCCGGUUCCAACAUUGACGUCACGGUGGGCAUCCCCGAUUCCAUGCUUCGCAGCUUGAAUUCCUCUUUGAAGGCCGCCCAGAGCUGGGUUCACGAUAACAUCACCAGAUACUUCGCUGAAGGUUCUUCUCGUGUCCGAAUGCAGUAUGUUUUGGUUGGAGAUGAGCCGUUCCUUGAGACUUAUGGCACGGAGUUCUAUCCUUUUCUGGUUGGGGCAGCCACAAACAUUCAAACAGCAUUAGCCAAGGCCAACUUUGCGAAAGAGAUCAAAGUGGCAAUCCCAUGCAGUUUUGAUGCGAUUCAGUCUGAAUCUGGAAUGCCACCAAGAGGAAAUUUCAGAACAGACAUCAACAAAACCAUGGUUCAAGUCCUGAAGUUUCUUAGCCACCAUCAAUCCCCUCUAUUUGUGACGAUUUCCCCUUUUCAGAGUUACCUUCAAAACAAGAAUGUCUCCCUUGAUGCUGCUCUUUUCAAGGAAAAUGUGGGCCCAAGUCACGUGGCAUACAAAAGCAGCUUUGAGUUAAUCUAUGAAACUCUAGAGUCAGCGCUGUCCAGCGCUGGAUUUCCCGAAUUGGAUAUAAUCAUUGGGCGUAUCGGUUGGCCAACGGAUGGUGCUGCUAAUGCUACACCAUCCAAUGCAGAGGUAUUCUUAAAAGGGCUUGUGGAACACCUUAAGGGAAAAUCUGGAAAUUCACCACAGUCCAAAAAACUACCGCUCCAAACUUACCUAAUGAGCCUUUUGGAUGAAGACAAGAGAGGCACGGCUAGUGGGAAUUUCGAGAGACACUGGGGAGUGUUCACAUUCGAUGGACAAGCAAAGUACAAUGUAGACUUUGGGCAGGGCUCAAGAAAAAUGGUAAAUGGCCAAAAUGUCCAUUACCUUCCUUCGAAAUGGUGUGUGGUGAACAACAACAAAGAUUUAUCCAAUGCAACUGCACAAGCGUCAUAUGCAUGCUCUGCAUCUGAUUGCAGCGCGCUGUCCCGCGGAGGAUCAUGUUUCGACAUUGGUUGGCCGGGUAACAUCUCCUACACCUUCAACAGCUAUUAUCAACAGAACAGCCAGAAUGCAGAUGGAUGUAACUUUGGAGGGCUGGGCUUGAUCACAACCGUUGAUCCCUCUGUGGGUACCUGCAGGUUUUUUGUUCAACUUUCGACAUCUGUUUCGGUAUCUCUUCACACAUAUGAUCUUCUCCAUUGGUUAGCAUCUCCCCUUGUAUCCAUUUUGUUAUGGCUACUCCGCGGAGUCAAUUGGGAGUGAUACUUGCUUGUCUUUUGCAGCAUAGUCAUUGAGUGCUUAGGAAAGUUUUGAUUUUUUUCCUUUCAAGAAAGCCCAUAUCGGCAUGCAAUGAAGCCAAUGAGUUUGGAUUGGUAGUUGGCUUAUCAAAGAAUUUGGCCAUUUGGGGUUUCGAUGUAAGGUUUCAUCUGUACUGUUUGGUUAACUCAGUGUAAUUAAAAUUAUGUGUUACUG